Molecule: messenger RNA, 693 nt
Organism: Lolium perenne
Lineage: Eukaryota; Viridiplantae; Streptophyta; Magnoliopsida; Poales; Poaceae
Source: RefSeq, a predicted model, not a curated record
CCACUCUUCCAUUACCACUGCUCUUCGUGAGAAGCCAUGAAGCCUUGCGCCGUGCUAUUGCUCGUGGUCAUCCUCGCCGCGUCCGGCACGGUGUGCUCGGCGUCCAGAGCAGCGCGCGCGGAGUGCGACCCGCUGGCGCUACGCCCGUGCGUCCCGGUGAUCCUCUGGGGCGAUCAGCCGUCGACAGCGUGCUGCGCCAAGCUCCGGAAGCAGCGGCGGUGCCUGUGCAAGUACGCCAAGAACCCGUAUGUAGGUAGAUACAUCAACUCCGAGAAUAGCAAGAAGGUUGCUGCCGCAUGCCGCGUGCGGGUUCCUCGGUGCUAAAACUUUAGAGUGCACGCUGAGUGAAAGCCGUAUGCUAGUAGUUCACAUGCUGAUCUGGGUUUCUGAUUGCCGCGUAAUGUGACCUUGCUACUAGUACUAGUUGUUCGUGCUUUGUGUUUCAAUGGCAUCAGAUACAUUUCACGGUGUUAGUAUCUUCCGUUUGCUCGUUGUCUUGCAAAGUUGCAGUGGGAUUUGAUCAUUUGAAGGCUGUUCUUCGUCUUCAUGCUUUCCCUUUGAUGAUUUCAAGAGUUCCCAAGAAACGAUGCUGAGUUCACGUGCCUAGAUCUAAAGCAGCUGCAUCUCUCAUGCUACUUGUGUUGUGUGCUCAUGUCAAGCUGCAGUGGAACACUAGAAGUGUAAACAUGCAAU